AACUCCAUAGUCCACUUCGAGAAGUCCACCUCCGGUCACGUUUGUCAUUGCUUCUUCCGGCACCGGUCACCGUAUGGCUACUCACAUUCUCGCUUUGAUCCUGAAACGCAAUGCCGCCGACGAUGGCGAGUUCAUUCUUGUCAGGCAAACUCCGCCUCCCAAAUUCAAUGACGAAGUGUACGAUUCUUUUUUGGAUUCUGAUCUCUGGGACUUACCGUCGACCAAACUCAACCGUGUGGAAGUAGCACUGGAACCUGGAGCAGUGAUCGAAGGUCUCGCACCGUUCUCUGAAACGAUCGAUUUCAGGAACUUCGACAUCGAUGCUGCUAUUGAUAGGGCGUUGGGGCAAGUAGGUUUGAAGGAAAGCAAUAUUGGAGCGUGGAGAAUUUCGAAAUUCGUAGAGGAACCUGAGUUUGGACCUGGUUUGCCCGUUCGUACAAUCUAUAUAGUUGGCGAGUUAGCUCGGGCUAACUCGCACUUACCAGAUGUCUGCAAGUGGAUGCCUGUAGAAAGCUGUCUGAGUGUACUUCAUGAUGUUAAACCAGAUAAUGUUCGUGUUGGGAACUUAGCAGUGGUGGGUCUCGUAAAUGAAUCGUCACGGUCGUCAGAGCAGAAAGUUCACACCAGCCUUCGCUACCAGGAGUACCCUCCAGGGGUUUUUCUUGUCCCUAUGAAAAGUAGGACAGGAAAACCUUUUCUUACAACGAAUUUGAUCAUAUUUGCACCUGCGAUUGUUUCUGGUAAACUCAGCGACAACAGUUGUGCUAUAUCUGGAGAUGUUUUGAUAGUAGAUCCAGGGUGCCAUACUAAUGUUCAUGAGGAGCUACUGAAAAUUGUUGCUGCUCUUUCUGGAAAAUUAAUCAUCUUUGUGACUCAUCACCAUCGUGACCAUGUUGAUGAUGACUGGUCCCAUGACUAUACUUUAGUUUCUGGAGGAGAAGACAUUCUCAUUGGUGAUCAAAGAUUGAAAGUUGUUUUUGCGCCGGGGCAUACAGAUGGUCAUAUGGCACUGCUUCAUGUCAAUACUCAUUCUUUGAUCGUAGGCGAUCAUUGUGUGGGUCAAGGAAGUGCUGUUUUGGACAGCACGUCUGGUGGAAAUAUGACGGAAUACUUCCAUUCAACUUACAAAUUUAUUGACCUGUCUCCCAACAUUUUGAUUCCGAUGCACGGAAGAGUCAAUUUGUGGCCAAAGAACAUGCUCUGUGGUUAUCUCAAGUAAGGACAUUGCUUGCCAUUAUUUCACAUCUGGUAGUCUGAUCUCAUUUUGAGGUCACUCCGCUAUAUCUAUGGUUACCGAAGGCAAUGUUGGUCUUGUCAUGGCUCAGGAAAUUGUAUAAAAUUGAGAGUUUAUACAUCUAAAACUCAUUAACUGCAUAUCAAUCCAACUUCGAUUCAUUGCCACUUCAGUAUACUGUAUCCUCUACAUGAUUUGAUCUCUUUUUCUCAGGAACCGUCGAAGUAGAGAAGCUUCCAUAUUGGAAGCUAUAGAGACGGGAAGCAAGACACUGAUUGACAUAGUUGCAAAAGUAUAUUCUGGAGUAGAUCGUGCUUUUUGGGCUCUAGCUGCAUCAAAUGUGAGGCUUCAUGUGGCUCAUUUGGCUGAACAAGGCAAGUUGCCUGAGGGGUUUUCAAUGGAAAGGUUUGAAAAAAGCUGCGGGGCACAUUUCUUGUCGAGAUGAACAUUGAUAUUACCUCAUUGCUGGUGUUUCAUCAUUCUACGGAAAGUGUAGCACCCCCCUCAAUUACUUAUUGCUGGAGCAGUCACGUACUCUGUCAGGAACAAGUUCAUCUUCAAAUAGGGGGUGCAGACAGGUAACUGCGACGAAUUUCGGUUUAGUGUUAUCUGUUAUGUUGCGAUGUAUCACGAAAAAUUACAGGUGCUUCUUGUAAACCAUAGGGCCAGUUACAGGAACGACCACUACAGUAUAGAGAAAUCGCUUUAUUUACAAAGAAGACAGCUUCUCUUGCAACCCUGCCUCUGUGGCAAGAUGAAGUGUUUGUAAAAUAGUUUCUAGUCCCUGUAUCGUAACCUCGUAAUGGAACUGCAAGCAUUAUCAAGA
Linum tenue is the source of this 2060-nucleotide messenger RNA. The record is from the annotation of a GenBank genome assembly. Lineage: Eukaryota; Viridiplantae; Streptophyta; Magnoliopsida; Malpighiales; Linaceae.